CAUUGGAUUGCAAUCGUACCAAGAAGCUACUCCCAAAGGUGUGUACACAAAAUUAUUUUCAGAAAGAAAUAACACCAAGAUUUGGACUCAAUGGUCUUUUCGACCUAUAUAGAAAGAAGUUCUGGGAAUAUAGAGCUGGCAGUGAGAAGCAUGAAAUAUGUAAUUAUGAAAAUGAUCUACUCCCAUUUUUACAGUUGGAUGCUUCUUUAGGAAAAUUUUUACAACUUUUGAAAUGCAACUCUNGUCUACAGAGAAAUACAAAAACAUUAAAGAGAGAUAUUUGGGUGAAUAAACACACUUCCCUGAAGCAUUUACCAAGUAGUAUGGUAUUAGACAAUACUACAAUACUUUAUGAAGAAAGGAGAUUUUGGAGAAGAGAAAAAAAUACUGAUUAUCAUCAAUGUGAAAGAUAUUUCUCUAAAAAUAUAUUAUGUCUCCCUCAACCAUUAAAUCGAGUUUAUGACAAGUUCUACCAUUUAGAUCAACAUAAGAAAGUGUCUACAUAUGCAGUGAAACUUGGAACAUAUCACAUGGGAAGCAGUUGUGGGAACACCAACAGAGUAAAUGAUAAUAACAUAGGCUACAUUAAAAACCCUUUUCUGAAGUAUUACCAAAACAAUCAACUUGGAGGGAUUUUAUACCAAGGUAAUAACAUAUUAUAUGAUUCUCAUCAUGAAACAAUUCUAAGUAAAAACGUGAUAAGUAAAUGUAUUUCAGAAAAUUAUUAUAACCAUGAUAGUAGACAGGCUAGGUCUAAUCACUGCUCUCAGUCAAUUUUGCAACAGCAGGACCAUACCACAGAGAACCUUUAUGACAUUUUAAAAGAAUCCUUAAUUCUUCAGGUUUAUAACAGAACAUGGACUAAAGGAGAUACNAACAGAUACACAUGUGAUACAUACAGGAAUGCCUUAAUUGAAUCAUUAUACUUAGAGAGAGAUAAUAUAAAACACAUUAAAAAACUUUUCCAGGACCCAGGAUAUGAUAAGUCCUUGAAUUUCAAUUCCAAUAUCAUUCAGUAUGAUUCAAACCAUAAUGAAAGGGGAAUUCAGAAUGCCAGAGUACAUAUAUACAGUUUUUGUAAUGUGUCAGAUCUCUUGGGACAUUCAAACUUAUCAGUUGAAGAAAAACACUCAAAAUAUAAAACACCAGGGAAAUGUUCCAGUAAACCCUCAGGCCUUAUGGUAUUUGAAACUAGAGGAAAAUCAUGGAAAUCAUGUAUGCAAUGUGGCAAGUGCUUUGCUCAGUACUCAGCUCUUCAAAACCCUCACAGAAUCCAUACUGUAAAGAAACCUUUCAGUUGUAAGGAAUGUUCAAAAUCAUUUACUUGGUCUUCAAAACUUCAAGAUCACGACAGAAUACACACUGCACAAGAACUUUAUAAAUCUAAUAAGUGUGGGGAAUCAUUUAUCCAGUCAUCAAAUCUUCUAGCUCACCAAAGAAUUNAUACAGGAGACAAACCCUACAAAUGUAAUAAAUGUGGUAAAUANUUUACCCGGUCUUCAAAUCUUCAAGUGCAUCAGAGAGUCCACACAGGAGACAAACCUUACAAAUGUAAUAAAUGUGGGAAAUCAUUCACACAGUCCCCAAGUCUUAAAAUUCAUCACAGAAUCCAUACAGGUGACAAAACUUACAGAUGUAAUGAAUGUGGUGAAUAUUUUAUUCGGUCUUCAAAUCUUAAAGUUCAUCAGAGAGUCUACACAGGAGACAAACCAUACAAAUGUAAUGAAUGUGGGAAAUCAUUUACACAAUCUUCAAGUCUUAAAGUUCACCACAGAAUCCAUACAGGAGAUAAACCUUACAAAUGUAAUGAAUGUGGGAAAAGCUUUAUACAGUCCUCAGAUCUUAAAAAUCACUACAGAAGCCACACUGGAGUCAAACCUUACAAGUGUAAUGAAUGUGGGAAAAGCUUUAGACAGUCCUCAGAUCUUAAAAAUCACUACAGAAUCCAUACUGGAGACAAACCUUAA
Mus caroli (Ryukyu mouse) is the source of this 1967-nucleotide messenger RNA. The record is from RefSeq and is a predicted model, not a curated record. Lineage: Eukaryota; Metazoa; Chordata; Mammalia; Rodentia; Muridae.